AUGGACUCUACUCACCACUGGCCUUAUUAUGCAUCCGCAUGGCUAGCUGCCCUAGCUCUCAUUCUCAUUUCUCGCCGGCUACGCCGUUCCCGCAAACUCAACUCUCCGCCGGGACCCAAACCUUGGCCGAUCAUCGGCAACCUCAACCUCAUAGGCUCCCUCCCCCACCGUUCCAUCCACGAUCUCUCCCAAAAAUACGGUGAUAUAAUGCAACUCAAGUUCGGUUCCUUCGACGUCGUCGUAGGAUCCUCCGUCGAGAUGGCCAAGGUCUUCCUCAAGACCAUGGAUGUCAACUUUGCCUGCCGCCCUAAGACCGCCGCAGGAAAAUACACCACCUAUAAUUACGCCGACAUCACCUGGUCUCCGUACGGACCGUACUGGCGCCAAGCUCGUAAAAUGUGUCUCAUGGAGCUGUUCAGUGCGAAACGCCUCGAGUCGUACGAGUACAUCCGAGUCGAGGAGAUGAGAUCGUUGGUGAAAUCGAUUUUUGAUUCGGCGGGUGUGGAGAUCUUGUUGAAGGAUCUGUUGUCGACGGUGAGUUUGAAUGUGAUUAGUCGGAUGGUUUUGGGGAAAAGGUAUUUGGAUGAAUCGGUUGAGUCGAACUCGGUGAUAAGUCCAGAUGAGUUUAAGAGGAUGCUAGACGAGUUGUUUUUGUUGAACGGCGUGUUUAACAUCGGAGAUUCUAUACCUUGGAUCGAUUUCAUGGAUUUACAGGGUUAUGUGAAGAGGAUGAAAACGGUGAGUAAGAAAUUCGAUCGGUUUUUGGAGCAUGUGUUGGAUGAGCAUAAUGAGCAGCGGAGGGCCGCCGGAGAGAGCUUCAUUGCGACGGACAUGGUGGAUUUGCUGUUGCAGCUUGCUGAUGAUCCAAAUCUUGAUGUUAAGUUAGAAAGAAAUGGCGUCAAGGCUUUUACACAGGACUUGCUUGCUGGUGGAACUGAAAGUUCGGCGGUCACUGUUGAAUGGGCGAUUGCUGAACUUCUGAAGAAACCUGAGAUAUUCCAAAAGGCAACUGAAGAGCUUGACCGUGUCAUAGGCAAGGAUAGGUGGGUUCAGGAGAAGGACAUGCCUAAUCUACCUUACAUUGAGGCAAUUGCUAAAGAGACAAUGAGGUUGCAUCCUGUGGCACCUAUGUUGGUUCCUAGAAGAGCUCGUGAGCAUUGUAAAGUAGCUGGUUAUGACAUUUCGGAAGGAACACGUGUGCUUGUUAGUGUUUGGACGAUUGGGAGAGACCCUCGAUUGUGGGAGAGACCAGAAGAAUUUUGUCCAGAAAGAUUCAUCGGAAAGGAAAUUGAUGCCAAGGGUCAUGACUUUGAGUUGUUGCCAUUUGGUGCAGGACGAAGGAUGUGCCCAGGGUACAGUCUAGGAUUGAAAGUGAUCGAAGCGAGCUUGGCAAAUUUGCUCCAUGGGUUUAACUGGAAACUACCAUCUACAACGACUAAAGAUGACUUGAACAUGGAAGAAAUAUUUGGUUUGUCGACUCCGAAAAAGAUUCCACUUCUUACCGUGGCUCAUCCAAGGCUUCCGGUUGAAAUGUAUCGGCUCUAGAUGGCUUUGUUGUCUAUGAGCAUUUAUCACGUUUUGUAUGGAUAUGUUAGGUUUGCAGAUGGAUUAAAAUUAUGAUGUUUAUUACUUUAUAA
Cynara cardunculus var. scolymus (artichoke) is the source of this 1637-nucleotide messenger RNA. Its product is annotated as cytochrome P450 71A1-like. Gene Ontology annotation, molecular function: monooxygenase activity; heme binding; iron ion binding. The record is from RefSeq and is a predicted model, not a curated record. The transcript has 2 exons. The coding region runs from base 1 to 1545 and encodes 514 amino acids. NCBI's taxonomy places the organism in Eukaryota, Viridiplantae, Streptophyta, Magnoliopsida, Asterales, Asteraceae.